Molecule: messenger RNA, 2727 nt
Organism: Bactrocera latifrons
Lineage: Eukaryota; Metazoa; Arthropoda; Insecta; Diptera; Tephritidae
Gene: NK7.1
Product: probable serine/threonine-protein kinase nek3
Exons: 4
Coding region: 110-2674 (854 amino acids)
Biological process (GO): regulation of transcription by RNA polymerase II; cell differentiation
Cellular component (GO): nucleus
Molecular function (GO): DNA-binding transcription factor activity, RNA polymerase II-specific; RNA polymerase II cis-regulatory region sequence-specific DNA binding
Source: RefSeq, a predicted model, not a curated record
GAAAUUCGACCGAAGGGUACAACUGAAGGUAGCCAUCUGCAUAAUAGAACCUCGUUUCUCUUUGCACCAUUCACCUCGCCAUCAGUAUACGGUCAGAGAGCGCCCUUAAAUGAUGCCCGAAAUUGACCGUGACGCUGUUGCUGAAAUAGUAAGCGGAGCGCAUGCGCCUCUAUUCAGCACCGCCGCACUACUCGCCAAGGAACAGCAAAAGUACAAGUCACACGCCCGCCUACAGGCAACACUAGCCGAGCAGGAGCACUUAAAUAUGGCCGCCGCCAGUUCGUAUGUGUACCAGAGUCCAUUGACCAUUCCACCACAUGGUCUGCCGCAAUAUAAUAAUUUCAACAUGAAUAAUAAUCAAAUUGGCACAUUAAAUCACAAUAUGGCAGCGCAGCAUUUAGCGUCGAACCACGCUUGCAUAAGCCCCAGCAACAAAGAAAAGCUUUCAAAUUUGCUAAAGGUGCUUGAACCCGAGCAACGCAUUACUGGAAAUUUUCUACAGAAGACGCUUGAAGCGGCACCACGCUCCUUACCUGGCAAUUGUUCCACGAAUGGCGGUAGUAAUAUGGCCUAUUUGGAAACAGCAUGUUUGUCGGCACCUCCCCUCCAGACACCGCUGUCCCCGCCACCACCACCGCCGCCACGCGCUAAAACACCACAUCCCCGACGUUUGGAACCAACUGCCGUACCGUCAUUAAAACCCUCCAAAACUCAUAAUGAUCUCGAAAUUAAAGCUAGCGAUAAUGUCACAGAAAGUUGGCACCCACAUGUUUAUGCGCGUCCACCAAUGCGGCCAACACCACAUGCUAUAGCUGAUAUCCUCGGUUGGCGGGCACUUGCCUCGCCGAAUCAGCAGCGCACUUUUGUCCCCAACAAUGUCAGUAACAACAACAUCGCAAUGGACGAGUCAUCUAAUUCUUCAUCAAACGCAGUUGUAACGCUUCCCCCAGUGCCGGCUAAGUCACCUAAAAGUAUAUUACGUAAUUUUCAGCAACAAUUUGCCCAACAACCGCAGUCACCUUUAAGGGAACCGGCGCAUAUGCGUAGUACAUCGGUAAGCGAGGCCAGUGAAGACGAUGCAAGUGGCAGUAUAAUGGAUCAGCCUCUGGAUCUUUGUGUGCCAAAGAAGCCGCGAGAAUUGAGUUCUCCGCCACCACAUGUGAAACAAACACAGAUUCUGUCCAAAACCGGAAGCAGUAAGAAAGAUGCCAAUCACACAGUGAAAUCGGGUGUUAAGAAGAAAAAACUUGCGAAUGCCUCUGCCGCUGGUGUUUCCGUCACGAGUGCAGCGUUGGUGGGGUCAGCGUCAUCGAUGGCGUCUUCUUCGUCGAUGCCUGUGCCGGCUGUGAGCCCUACUGGUAGUAGUGACAGUCUUAUGCGCGAUAAGCAAUUCCCGACCGUUAGCACACCGCCCGCCUCUUCUUCCUUGCCUGCUGUGGAGACCACGGAGGACGACUCAGAUUCGGGAUCGACCGAUGCGCGACGCAAAAAGAAGGCGCGUACCACCUUCACAGGUCGCCAGAUAUUCGAAUUAGAGAAACAGUUCGAGAUAAAGAAAUAUCUCAGUUCGAGUGAACGCACGGAAAUGGCUAAGUUGCUGAAUGUGACUGAAACGCAGGUAAAAAUCUGGUUUCAGAACCGUCGAACCAAGUGGAAGAAACAGGAUAACAUCACGAAUUCGGAAGUUGCCGAGCACAAAACCACAAAUACUUCUAAAAAUUCAAGUGAGAACGGCAAAACGCCGAACAGUGCCACCACAACGGGGUCCAGUAGCACCACCACCACGCUAUCGGCCGAAACGUCAAGCAAAAAAUCACAAAACCACCACCACAGCAACAAUGGCCAAAACAAUAGCUCCGCAAAUGGUAACACCGAAAAGAGUCGUUCCGCUACCUCGACUGAAUUGAGUGCCAAAUUAUCUGCGAAGCAAACGACAAAAAUCAAGAAACAGCUGAGUGCAUUGCUGGAAAAAACCGCAAAGAAUCCAACGACGCCGUCUGUCAACAACAAUUGCUCGGUCCUGGUGAAUGGUGGCGGCGCAGACAGUGCUAAACCAACAACGGUGAGUGGCAGUGGCAAAGCGACCAACAACAACAAAAACGCGGAAGGUGCACAUCAACAUUCGCAGCAUAAUCACCAACACCAUUCCCACCGCAUUCACCACUCGCACUCACUUCCUCACCAUCGGCAACACGCCAUACCGCUGACAGUUGAACCGGCUGCGCCAUUGGAGCAGACCGAGAAACUCGAAAUAAAAUUGGAGGAGUCACCGCAACACCGCGAACUACAAUUAAGUAUAUUGCGCGCCGCCAGCAAUCAUAGUCCUAUGCAAUUUAGCGACAUGGAUUUCGAGAGUAAAUUGGCAGCAUCAAAAAUAUCAAAUGCGCUGCUCGGCUCAAAAAUUCAUGCCGAUAGAACAGAGGAGGCAAGACGACGCAAGAGCAGUAGCGAGGAUAAGGACUUGCAGCAAGCAACAGGAAAGGCGCGCACUGAGAAAAUUCUAAAAAUGGAGACGGAGGAGGAGGAGGAGGGGGAGAAGGAGCAAAGAGAAACAGAUUUGAAUAGGGAGAUGGAUGUAGCGCAAAAAACAGCUGUAAAAUCACCAACUACAGAUGAUGACGAAUUCGAAGAGCAUGUCGAGGAAGAUACCGUGAUGCACAAUGUGGAAAAUUAAAACAAAUCAAAGGAGAAUAUAUAAGAAUAUUUAAUGGAGAAAUCUUCCAGUGU